CCCGAGGCGGGCGCCAUUAGGGUGGAGAUCAUCGACUCCUUGUUCUCCAACAACACCGUUGGGGACGACGACAGCGGCGGCGCGAUUUCCUUCAAGGCAGCCAGCGCAGUCCUUGAUGUGCAGCGGUCUCAAUUUCUGGGCAAUUCUGCAAAGGGCGGGGGCGCUGUCUGCGUAACGGGCGCGGAAGAAGUCUUCUUCAAUCAAAGCCGCCUGGAAGAUAACAAGGCAGAUCGGGGUGGCAGCCUUCUGUUCGAGACGCAGGGGCAGCCGAUCAACAUCUCCAUCUCCUCCACAACAUUCGCCAGGAAUUCUGCCGGCGUGCUUGGCGGAGGCGCCAUAUUGGCGCUUGGCCAGGGCUCGGUACUGCGCAAGGUGGAAAAUACAACUUUCGUCGGCAAUUCCGCUGCCGCCAGCGGAGGGGCAGUCGAGCUCGACAAGGGGGUAUCGGCCAGCUUCAAAGACGCGUUCUUCGACGGCAAUGCCGCCGCUGCCUUCGGUGGAGGGAUCGCGGCGCUGGAAGGCGCCUUUGCAUCGAGUUUAGAUUUUGAAAACACCACAUUUUCCAAUAACAGGGCCGACGAGGGAGGUGCCGUGUACCUGAUGGGAGAGAAGCUGAACACGUCGGUAGUGGGCGGCACCCGUUUUGUCGACAACUUUGCCCUAGAAUUCGGCGGGGCCAUCGCAUCCAUGGAAGAUGGAGACCUCCGUGCGGAUGGGGUUUCGUUUGUCGGAAACCAGGGCACGUCCAUACAAGCUGUGGCGCGGUUCAAGAACGCAAACUUCUCUGAGAACCGGGCCCUCGCGGCUGGGGCGCUUUUUGCCGACGGACUCCGCUUGAGCGUGGAACUGGGCCCCAACGUCUCCUUCCUCGACAACUCCGCCAUGGGUGGGGGGUUGCAGUUCGGCGGAGGCGCCGUCAACCUCCGAUCGGUGGGAGAAGUGCUGGUCCGCAACGUGACUUUCGAGUUGAACCGAGCGGAGCAGGCCCCUGGAGCUGCCAUGCUGGUGGAGGCGCACGAGGUGCUCAGCAAGGUGAUAUUGACGGAAUCCAGUUUCUCCAGAAAUUCGGUCCGGGGAACACGAUUGUUCGCCAACGGAGGUGCCCUCAACCUUGUGGGGAAGGGAAUAACUGCCAACAUGACAAAGUGCGUGUUCCGCUCCAAUGCGGUGGACAUGAGCGGCGGUGGCGUUGCGGCAAACGGCGUCGCGUUUCUCCACAUGGACUCAAUCGUUGUGGCCAAUAAUUCUGCUGGUAACACGGGAGGGGGCAUGUACGUACAGGCAUUCAGCAAUGAACCAAGCGUGCUUGUCCUCACAAACUUGACUUUUGACCUCAAUUCGGCCGGGGGUCGAAGUGCACAGGAGAUUUCGAAAAGCUGCUCCAGGGGGAGCUCAGAAACAGGGUCAGGGGGUGGCCUGGCCCUGUUUGGCGAGAACGUCGCGUGCACCAUCAACGGGUCAUCCACCUUCAGGCGAAACUCCGCGCUGAACGGAGGCGCCUUGGAUUUAGAGAGGACCGGCGAGGUUACAUUGCAGGACACUGAAUUCGUUGGCAACGCGGCCAUACUGGGAGGCGCAAUGCGCAUGAUACUGUCGCACGCGGCAGAAAAGACUUUCGGAGACCGUCUGAAAUUUGUCGAGAACAGUGCGUGCGACGGGGCCGCAGUGUGCGUGGACGGGGACAGGCUCGGCCCGUCCGACGCUCCGCGGAACGUCACCUCCUUCCGGAACGUGCUGUUUGAAAAGAACGUCGUGGAAAACGGCGGCAUGGGCGGCGGCGGCGUAUCUCUGAGGAACGCGGACAUGCGGUGCCAGAGCUGCACCUUCUCUGAAAAUGUUUGCAAGGGCGCCCUUCCUGGGGAUGGGCUUGGCGGCGCCGCGCUGGUGACUUCUGGAGCGGCUCUGCGGUCCCUGGAGUCCAGAUUUGAGGGAAAUGUGGCCAGGGAGGGGGGCGCCGUGUAUUGUGCCGGGCGAUUCGUGGGAAAUGGCACCGACUUCACUGGAAACGUCGCCCGAGAGAAUGGAGGAGGCUUGAGGAUCGGCCGAUCGCCGGACGAGGCCGAGCCCCAGGUGGAAUUGAUAGGCUGCCGCGUGUCUG
Ostreobium quekettii is the source of this 2098-nucleotide messenger RNA. The record is from the annotation of a GenBank genome assembly. Lineage: Eukaryota; Viridiplantae; Chlorophyta; Ulvophyceae; Bryopsidales; Ostreobiaceae.